Molecule: messenger RNA, 1555 nt
Organism: Amphibalanus amphitrite
Lineage: Eukaryota; Metazoa; Arthropoda; Thecostraca; Balanomorpha; Balanidae
Exons: 5
Coding region: 561-1229 (222 amino acids)
Molecular function (GO): protein binding
Source: RefSeq, a predicted model, not a curated record
UUUUAAAAAUGUGCCAAAAAGACACCACAGGGUAAAUAUACUAAUUAAAAUUUUUAGAUUUACACUUCCUGCGAAUAACAUGGGGAGCGGGCGUUGUAUCAACCCCUCCUACCUCAGCCGGGCAAGGAAUAAAAUACAAGUGAAAAGCUGAAACUGGAAAGCAGCAAAAGCCUCUUGUGCAGCAAAGAUGUUCCUUGACAACAGACCUGAUGUUACCACCCCCCCUACCUUCCUGUGUGCCGAGGCUUUGAAGACACUAAUACGAUUAGUAUGGCUUAUGCGUGCCGCCGUGACUCCGCUGUCGGUGUUGUUGAGCUGUCGUUGACCGGAUUGUUUUUGCUCGUCUUCUGGCUGGUGCCGUGCCGGCCGUGUUGACAAUCGGCUCACGCGUGCCUCGCGGCCCGCGGCGAGGUGAAGAGGACUCGCCAGCCGGUCCUCCCGCCGUCCUUGGAGGGGUCGCACGCCGCGCCCACCCAGCUAUAAAGGCCGCCGGAGGAAGUGAUGGAAACAACACUCCGCAGCCACGUAGCGCUUUGAUCGAACGUACUCUGCGCUCCAAAAUGAGGUCACUGAUCGCCUGUCUGGCCGUGCUGGCCGUGACCGGCUAUGUGCAGGCCUCCGUUUUCUCCGUGGGCCACGUCAGCUCUGUGGCCAGAAACGGCAAAAUCAAGUUCUACGAGGUUCUGGCUGACAGCGAUGGAAGCUGGAACUAUCGGCGAAGUCACUUCAAGUGCACUGACCCCGGAUACUACUACAUCUCGUUCCACGGUCUUUGCAAGAAAAACUUCGGCCUCACCCUGAAACUGGUCCAGAACAAUGCCGAGGUCGUCAGGGCCCACGGAGACGGCGUUGGCUACAACACGGCCAGCAACUCGGCAAUCGUCUAUCUGAACUACCACGACACCGUCUCGCUGCGGGUGGCGGACGGCUUCGUCCACGAGUCGGAUCACCUGGACCGCAGAUUCGUCACCCUCUCCGGCUACAAGGUGAGCGGCAGCGACGGCACCCGGCCGCAGCUCGGCACCAGCGGCGGUGGCAGCGACGGCACCGGGCCGCAGUUCGGCACCAGCGGCGGUGGCAGCGACGGCACCGGGCCGCAGCUCGGCACCAGCGGCGGCGAGGCGUUCGGCGCGCCGCCGGCCGGGGCCGCUCCGGCCCCGGACUCGGAGGAGGACAAGGAGGAGGAGUUCACGCCCCUCAGCGGCGACACCAGCGGCCCCAGCAGAUAGGGGACCGCGCCGGCACCCCGGCAGGCCGACAGGCCGCACCGGCACCGUCAGCCGAGAGCCAGAGCAUCGGCGCCAGUCGCCAGUCGAAGCGUAACGGCUCUGAAUAACGUUUAGAGGAGGUGUCUGUAGAAGUGUGAGCUGGAAGGAAGUUGAAAUCCAGUACAUAGGGCAUCUAUCGUUUCGACUUUCCCGGGGUCCACAACAACCAAAGUCUAUGUUUCAAGAGAUCUUUGCAGUGGUUCGGCAAAUCUUCCAGCGUUGAUGUAUCUAGUGUUGUGUCGAAUAUCAAGUCCUUGUCUUGUUUUCAAUACACGAGCGAGAACAAU